CAAAGGAGACUGCAACACUUCACUGUUGCCGGUAACCACCAACUCCCUCACAAUUUACGUUGCUAUGAAAUUAAUCACACUGUAAUUUCUGGUACAAAGUUGAAGAUUAAUUCGAGCAGGUAUUAAUACUGACCCAAUGGACGUUGAGAGUGCUUGCCCUGCGCGCAAUAAGGAAAGUGAAAUGUAUACAAUGGAGUGUGGAGCAGAUGGCAUAAGAAGGAAUUCUAGAAUACCAACAGGAAAUUUGGCAUCAUCUAAUCAUCUUCCUUUUGAUAACUUUGAAUAUCCACAACAACUGAACAGACAACUGGAGCUUUUCCCUCAAUGGUGUUUUCCUAUCAAACUGGCUGGAAGCAUGUCCAUAGUUGUUUUCAUUUACACUUUGCUCAGGGACAUCAUUCAUCCCUUUAUGAUGGAAAACAAAAAUGUAUUUUAUAAAAUUCCGAUUUUGGUCAUGAACAAAGUUCUGCCUGUUGUUGCCAUCAUACUUUUGGCUUUAGUUUAUUUGCCAGGAAUUUUGGCAGCUACUUUACAACUUUAUUUUGGCACUAAGUAUAGACAGUUUCCUCAAUGGCUAGCUUGCUGGAUGUUAUCACGGAAACAACUUGGACUCCUCAGCUUUUUUUAUGCUGUUCUCCAUGCUUUCUUCAGUCUGUGCUAUCCUAUGAGAAGAUCGUAUAGAUAUAAAUUACUGAACUGGGCUUAUCAACAGGUGAAAGAAAACAAAGAAAAUGCCUGGAUUGAAGAUGAUGUCUGGAGAAUGGAAAUUUAUGUUUCUUUAGGAAUUUUAGGUCUCGCAAUUCUUGCUAUAUUGGCUGUGACUUCAGUUCCUUCUGUCAGUAAUACACUGAAUUGGAGAGAAUUCCAAUGUAUACAGUCCAAGAUGGGAUAUUGCGCAUUAUUCCUAUGUACUCUUCAUGCUCUCGUGUAUGCUUGGAGAAAAUGGGUGGAGCUCAAGUACUUUGUCUGGUAUACACCACCAACGUUUAUAAUUGCAGUUUUUUUGCCUAUUAUUGUUUUGCUAUGCAAAACAAUAUUUCUAUUCCCGUGCCUUGCAAAAAGGUUGGGUAGAAUUCGAAGAGGAUGGGAAUGGAAGUUGAAAUAUAAAAUGGAUCUCUCUCUUUCUACUGAUGCCGUGGAAAAUGAGGUGCCAGCAAAAAGAUCAAUGCAUGAAGUGGAAGAUCAACAGUGACCCCAUAGGAAUUACUUGCAUGAAUUGAACUUGCAACCGAGUAUUAUAACUUAUGUAUAUAUGGAAAGCAUGUUUAUCUUUAUAUGCUGCACCCUUUAUUCUGGAAAUCUUUCUUCACAUUAAUUGUUUCUCAUUGAUUUGUUUAAAUAUAUGAAGUAUAUACUGUACAAAUGUAGUACUACAUUACUUAAGCUUGGGCAAGCAUAGGUGGAGAUUCUAAGUAGGUAAGUAAGAAAGUUUCUAGUAAGUUUUUUUUUCCUGAUAGUACAUAGCUAGUGCACUGAGAAAGGAUCUGGAGAUAAUGGUAUGUUCCUUGAGUGAGAUGUGGGAAAUUCAGGAGUCCUCUAAUCUCCUUGAUAUUACAUCUGCAUGAAGUGCAUCGAGCAGCAGCUCCAUAGAGACUGUGUUAAGGAACAGCAGCCACUGCUGGAUGACCUUCGGCUCGUAUGGAAAAUGGGGAUGUGAUAGAUGAACUACAGGAAGGUAGUUAGGUUGCAGGAGGCAGGUACGUGUGUGACUGUCAGGAGAGUGAGAGGGAAUAGGCAGCCAGUGCAGAUUACAUUGUUCCCCUCAGUAAUAAGUCUACUGCUUUGGAUACAGUUGAGCGGGGUGGGGUGGGGGCGGGUGGGGAGCGGUUGACCUACCAGGCGGAAGCUGCAGCAAUCAGGUCUCUAGCACUGAGAAUGUCUCUGGCUGAGAAGGGAAUGGGAGAAGAGGAGUGCAUUAGUGAUAGGGGAUUCCAUAUCUAGAGGAGAAGAGAGCAGAUUCUGGGGACAUGAAAAAGAUAACCAGAUGGUAUGUUUAUUCAGGGUCACAGAUGUCUCGGACUGGGUCCACAGCAUUCAAAAGAGGGAGGGUGAAUAGCCAGAAGUUGUGGUACAUAUUGGUUCCAGUGACAGGAAGGAAAAGAAGAAGUUCCUGAAGAGAGAAUAUAGGGAGUUAGGCAGUGAGCUGAAAAGCAGGACCUUCAGAGUACUAAUCUCUGGAUUGCUGCCUGUGCCACAUGCCAGUGAGGGUAAGAACAGGACGAUUUGGUGGAUAGAUAGAUACUUUAUUGAUCCCAACGGAAAUUACAGUGUUACAGUAGCAUUACAAGUGCACAAAUAUCAGAAGAGAAGUAAUAAAAAAUAAAAAAUAAGUUACCUCAAACAGUCCAAAAGGAGGGGGUCAACACUUCCCCAGCUACAGGUUGUCACAUUAUCCAGCCUAAUGGUUGAGGGUAAGAAUGACCUCAUAUAGUGCUCUUUGGAGUAGUGGGGCUUUCUUAGUCUAUUAAAAGUGCUCCUCUUUUCAGCCAAAGUGGCAUGCAGAGGGUGAGAAACAUUGUCCAAAAUUGCCAGGAUUUUCCAUAGGGUCCUUUGUUCUACCACAGCCUCUAGUAUGUGUAGUUUAACUCGUAUAACAGCCAGCCUUUUGAAUCAGGUUAUUGAGCCUGUUGACAUCACCCAUGUUGAUGCCAUUGCCCCAGCACAGCAACACAUAGAAGAUUGAACAUGUGAAGGGAUGGCCUGUGUACUCCGAAGGACCCCAGUCUCCUCAGGAAGUAGAGGCAACUCUGACCCUUCUUAUACCAAGCCUCAGUGCUGGUGCUCCUCUCAAGUCUGUCACCCAGGUUCACACCCAAAUACUUGUAGGCCCUCACCAUAUCCAACUCCUCACCAGCAAUAGUAACAGUGAUGAAUGUGUGGUUGAGAAAUUAGUGUAAAGGGCAGGGUUUCAGAUUUCUGGUUCAUUGGGAGCUUUUCUGGGGAAGGUACAACCCGUACAAAAAGGACAGAUUACCCUUGAACCCGAGGAGAAUCAAUAUUCUCGUAGUUAGCAAGCAUUGUCGGGGAGGGUCUAAACAAAUUUGUCAGCAGGUUGGAAGCCAGAGUGAUGGGGCUAAGGAUGGGUAGUUGGUAUACAACUUGAUGUGUGUAGUGAGAUUGUGAGGAAGGACAGGCAGAUGAUGGGGUAAAGUAGCAGGCAGUAGGAUGAGUUAAAGUGUAAUGAGGCCAAAAUCAAAAAGGGUGAUGAAUACAGGACUGAAGGAGUUGUAUUUAAACACACGCUAUACCAAGUAGGUUAUCUUGUGGCAGGUUUGAUUCUGUGGGUAUCGCUGAGUCAUGGCUGAAAGAAGGUCACAGUUGGGACCUUAACCUCCAAGAAUACACUCGUAUCGAAAGGGCAGAUAGGUAGGCAGAAGAGCUCUAUUGAUACAAAAUGAAAUCAAAUCCUUGGAAAUGGGAGACAUAGGAUUGGAAGAUGUAGAAUCCUUGUGGGUACCUUUUAAAAAAAAACAAAAGGGUGAAAAGCCUCUGACACAAGCUAUAUACAGGCCUCUGAACUGUUGCCAGGAUGUGAGCUAAAAAUUACAAGGGAGAUGUACAAGGCAAGUAAAAAGGGCAAUGUUGCAAUAGUCAUGGGGAUUUCAAUAUGCAGGCAGAUUGAGAAAAUUCAGUUGGUGCUCGAUCGCAAGAGAGGGAUUUAGUAGAAACAUGGCUUUUUAGAGCAUGUGGCUGAGCCCACGAGGGCAAUGGCAAUUCUGGAUUGGUGUUGUGUAGUGAACCAGGUUUGACUGGGAAGCUUCAGGUAAAAGAAUCCUUAGGAAGCAGUGACCAUAAUAUAAUAGAAUCCACUCUACAGUUUGAGAAGGAGAAGAUACAAUUGAAUGUAUCAGUAUUACAGUAGAGCAAAGGAAUUAAGAGGAAUGAGAGAGGAGCUGGCCGAAAUUUGAUUGGAAGGGGACACGAGCAGGGAUGACGGCAGAACAGAGGCAGUUGUUUAUGGCAGAAAUUCGGAAGGUGCAGGCAUAGGAUAUAUACAUCCCUAAGUUGAAGAAGUAUUCUGAAAGGAUGAUGAGGCAACUGUGGCUGGCAAGGGAAGACAAAGAUAUCAUAAAAGCAAAAGAGGGGGAUUAUUAUAUAGCAAAAAUUAAUGGGAAGGUAGAGGGUUGGGAAACUUUUAAAAACCAACAGAAGGCAGCUAAAUAACUUAUAGAGUAAAUAUGAAUUAUGAAGGUAAGUUGGCCAAUAGUAUAAAAUAAGACACAAAAAGCUUUCUCAUAUAUAAAGAGUGAAAAAAAGACGAGUAGAUAGUGGACUGCUGGAAAAUGACACUGGAGCGGUCAUUUUGAGGGAUAAGGAAAUGGCAGGGGAACUUAGUAAGUAUUUUGAAUCAUUCUCCACUAUGGAAGAUGCUAGCAGAAUUCCAGAAAUGCGAGUGUCGAAGCAGAACUUGCUUUUGGCAGAGAAAAAUAGAUGGGCUAAAUGGCCUAAUUCUGUUCCUACAUCUUAUGAUCUUGUAGUCUUAUGAUAAAUAUACUGGUAUAUUGUGAUUAAAAUAUCAGAAUAAGACGAAGUUGCUUCAUAUUUGCUACCAGUUGUGCAGUAACCAAGUAUUAUUUUUAAAAAAUUUAGUCAUCAGUGUGUAAGCUGAUUACUGUAAUGUUAAAAAUAAAACUUCUUAGCUCUUCAAUAUUGAA
Hypanus sabinus (Atlantic stingray) is the source of this 4655-nucleotide messenger RNA. Its product is annotated as metalloreductase STEAP1-like. The record is from RefSeq and is a predicted model, not a curated record. Bases 137 to 1192 code for a protein of 351 amino acids. The transcript has 5 exons. NCBI's taxonomy places the organism in Eukaryota, Metazoa, Chordata, Chondrichthyes, Myliobatiformes, Dasyatidae. Gene Ontology annotation, cellular component: endosome; plasma membrane.